AUGAUGUGUAACCUGCUCCUAUCAUGGACCUUCCUGCUGGUAGCCUCUGGCCCGCUAUUGGCCCAUCCCAUCACAGACUCUGCAGAGAUGCCCUACCUGGGUCCUGGUGAGUAUCGGAUCCUCCACCCUUAGAAACGUACUCAACAGACCAAGCUGCUGGGAAAGGCUGUUGUACUAUGAGGUUAUUAGGCAGUGUAGUUCAAUAGUCACAGAUGUAAAUAAGGCCUGUGUGAGUCUUAAUUGAACUUCAAUCUUGAGGAUUACAAGCAAGUUGUAAUCAGUGACCUUCUGUUAUGGUAUAAUUGCUUUGAGACCUGGUUGAUGUGUCAAAGUGUAAUUGUGUCUGAGAACUGUAGUAGUGUUAAUUUGAAUGUGCAAUAUGCUGUUUGCUUAUGGUGACAAUGUUUCAUACACUUUUAAUGCCAUCAAAGUGUUGCUGCUUCUUUAGUUAUUAGUCAUUAAUCAACAUGGUUGGACUAACAUAAACACAAUUGUUCCUUUAUCAUUGAUUAUUCAGUGGAGAGAGAAGAGCCAGAGUGAAGAGCCAAAGUGUAUGUCUAGACUAGAUUGCUGCGUGUUGACUGUGUGUUGACUGUGUUUUGACUGUGUAUUGACUGUGUGUUGACUGUGUUUUCACUGUGCUCAGUAUCUCCGGAGGAUGGUGGUGCAGGUAGUCCAGACGAGCUGAAUUUCUCUGAGCAGACAUACCUGCCCCAGUCUGGCCCUGGACUCAGAUACUCAUCCCUACUGUCUGGAGAGCUGAGAAGAGACGGUGAGAUCACACAAACUAGUUGGUAUUGUGCCUAAACAGUUACAUCAUAAAUGUAUAGACUGUGAUAAUUCAGUUCAAGAUAAAUAUUACAACAUAUCCUCUCUCACCCUUCGUCUCCCUCAGGUCUCAGUGUAGCUGGACUACUACCAAGACAGAUGAAGACAGAUGUGAGUUUUUUAACUAAUAGAAGAUAAGAAGCAUAUAUUGAGAUACUAUCAUGUUUUGUUUUGGGAGCACACAUGAUGUACUACAGCAGAAAUUCUUCUCUGUUUCAGGUGUUGUUGGAGAAACAGAGUCACCUAAAUCCCUUCAGCCGCUUCUUUGGCAUCAGAAAGCAAUUCAGGAAGAGAGGAGGCAAUUCAGAGUGUUUCUGGAAGUACUGUGUCUAA
Coregonus sp. 'balchen' is the source of this 1161-nucleotide messenger RNA. The record is from the annotation of a GenBank genome assembly. NCBI's taxonomy places the organism in Eukaryota, Metazoa, Chordata, Actinopteri, Salmoniformes, Salmonidae.